UCCUCCAAUGGAUCUUUACCUGCUUCAUCCGGGACCUCCGCUCUCAGUGCCGUCCAGACUAUCGCUGCUGGUGACUCGUUCGAUGGGGGAAUGGUUAUGUACGAUCGUGGAGUUUCUUGCACCGGCCAAUCCGAAGGUGGUGAUUCUGAUGCAGUCUUCCAAAUUGAGAAUGGCGGCUCACUCUCCAACGUCAUCAUCGGACCCAACCAAAUCGAAGGGGUCCAUUGUCAAGGGGCUUGUACACUCACGAAUGUUUGGUGGUCUGCUGUCUGCGAAGAUGCCUUCACGAUCAAAAACCAGGAUGCGGGAGAGACUACGAAAAUCGUUGGAGGUGGUGCUUUUGGGGCUGAAGAUAAGGUUAUGCAGCACAACGGUGGAGGAACACUGUCCAUUUCCGACUUCACUGUGGAGACUUUCGGAAAGCUGUACAGAUCUUGUGGAAACUGUGACACGAUGUACGAACGUCAUGUCAUCAUGGACGGUAUCACUGCGACCGAUGGAAGUGAACUUGCUGGUAUUAACAGCAACUAUGGCGAUAGCGCUACCAUCACGAAUUCAGCCUUGACUGAUGUCAGCGAUGUCUGUGUUACUUACACUGGCACAGAUGACAAUGACGAAGAGCCUGUUGAGAAUGGUUCUGGCAACGAUGGAACAUAUUGUAUCUAUGGUUCUGAUGUUACUGAGUCAUGA
Mollisia scopiformis is the source of this 690-nucleotide messenger RNA. RefSeq names its product pectate lyase. Gene Ontology annotation, biological process: pectin catabolic process. The record is from RefSeq and is a predicted model, not a curated record. Lineage: Eukaryota; Fungi; Ascomycota; Leotiomycetes; Helotiales; Mollisiaceae. Gene Ontology annotation, cellular component: extracellular region. Gene Ontology annotation, molecular function: pectate lyase activity. The annotation marks the transcript as partial. The transcript has 2 exons.